AUGCGCGUACUACCUGGAGGAGACACACUAUGUGUCAAAUUGUCUCUUAGUCUCUUGGUAGAUGAUUAUCAUCUUUCUUCAGCUUCAACAAAUGUACUGUUACUAAAGGACAUGGUCAUCGAUGCAGUGCGAAUCUUAAUACUACGAGGAAGGCAGUAUGUUGGGCGGCUGUGAAAUAAUCGUGAACUUGUUGUGAAAUCUUUGCGAAAUAAAUGAUUG
This is a messenger RNA of Cylicocyclus nassatus, 219 nucleotides long. Lineage: Eukaryota; Metazoa; Nematoda; Chromadorea; Rhabditida; Strongylidae. The record is from the annotation of a GenBank genome assembly.